Wasmannia auropunctata (little fire ant) is the source of this 426-nucleotide messenger RNA. Its product is annotated as ribonucleoside-diphosphate reductase large subunit-like. The record is from RefSeq and is a predicted model, not a curated record. The transcript has 2 exons. Gene Ontology annotation, molecular function: ATP binding; ribonucleoside-diphosphate reductase activity, thioredoxin disulfide as acceptor. Lineage: Eukaryota; Metazoa; Arthropoda; Insecta; Hymenoptera; Formicidae. The coding region runs from base 5 to 397 and encodes 130 amino acids. Gene Ontology annotation, biological process: deoxyribonucleotide biosynthetic process. Gene Ontology annotation, cellular component: ribonucleoside-diphosphate reductase complex.
CGAAAUGGCGGCCGACCGAGGAGCUUUCAUCGAUCAGUCGCAAUCACUGAAUGUCCACAUAGGAGAUCCAACAACUGACAAGCUCACGUCGAUGCAUUUCUUCGGCUGGAAAAGCGGCCUAAAGACUGGCAUGUAUUACUUGAGAACGAAGCCGGCCGCAAAUCCUAUUCAGUUUACAGUGGACAAGUCGAAAUUGCAAAAUCGCGGUUCCGUAUCGAGUGCCUCGAAUGCCAGCAUCUCUACUAUCAGCAGUCCUGUUCAGUCACCUACCAAGAAGAACAACGACGACGAGGCCGAAAAGCGAAAACAAUUAAAUCAGCAAGCGAGUAAGAACUUGGAGGCGAUGCUCGUUUGCUCGCGUAAGAACGGGGACGCCUGCACGGCAUGCAGCUCCUGAGCGUUUAUUAGCGUUUAAGCCUAAUUCUU